Syngnathus acus (greater pipefish) is the source of this 1757-nucleotide messenger RNA. Its product is annotated as 5'-3' exonuclease PLD4. The record is from RefSeq and is a predicted model, not a curated record. Gene Ontology annotation, molecular function: catalytic activity. NCBI's taxonomy places the organism in Eukaryota, Metazoa, Chordata, Actinopteri, Syngnathiformes, Syngnathidae. The coding region runs from base 207 to 1574 and encodes 455 amino acids. The transcript is spliced from 10 exons.
UUGUGAUGUCAUGCUUUUUGUUUCUGAUGAUUUGUCUCCAGCCACAGUUGUUGGCACACAGUCAUAAAGACGACCCAAGACGAGUCUUUAUGAUUGUCUGCCACAGUUGUUCCUCUUAAUGCAUUUGUUUUAUUUUUUUUGAAUAAAUCUACAAUCAAUAUUCUGCUUUCUUUCUGGACUUUAUUAGGUCAAUUGUGCAUGGAAGGAUGACCAUCUGUAAACCUUACUGUCUUAAACACAAGGAGUUCUAUGUCAACAUUGCCAGUGGGGUUUAUUGCGGACUGUUCAUCGCGGGGAUGCUGUACUUGGUUUCGUGUCUCCCAUCCAGUCACCAGAACCAGUGCAGUAUGGUUCUUGUGGAAAGUAUUCCUCAACACAUGCAAUACAAAGCCAACGCGACCUUUGGGAUCCCUUUGGAGAAAGCUUGGAAGGACCUCCUUUCUGUCGCGACAACCAACCUGGAAGUAGUUUCUUUUUACUGGACAUUAACUGGGGAUGACAUCGGCAUCAACGCUUCCUCUGAUAAACCCGGACGGGAAAUCUUUGAGCAACUUCAAUCUCUUCCCUCCAAGAAGGUCGAAGUCCGAGUGUUGACCAGCAUUCCUUCCAUCAAAACACACUCCACUGACUUAAAGAUCCUAGCAGAAAAAGGAGUGUAUGUACGCCAUGUGGAUUUUGGACACCUGACAAAGGGUGUGCUGCAUAGCAAGUUCUGGAUAGUGGACAGACAACAUGUGUUUAUCGGAAGUGCCAACAUGGAUUGGAGAGCUCUGACACAGGUAAAGGAACUCGGCAUGGUCAUUUACAACUGCCCCAGUCUUGCAAACGACCUCUAUCAGAUCUUCUCGUCUUACUGGGAAUUGGGAAUGCCUAAAAACACCAUGCCAGAAUACCUACCAGUCAGUCACAUCAAUAAACAGAACCCCCUGUUGGUCAAAGAGGAUAACAUCACCAGCAGACUCUACAUAUCAGGUUCCCCACCGUUAAUCUGCCCUAAUACACGGACUCUGGACCUGGAUGCCAUUGUUUCCAGCAUCUCGGAAGCUCAACGCUUCAUUGAUGUAGCUGUCAUGGAUUAUUCCCCCAUCAUACGCUUUCAACACCCAAAACGGUACUGGCCCGCUAUUGACAACGCGAUUAGGACAGCAGCGUUCAGGAGGGUUAAGAUCCGAAUGCUGAUCAGCUGCUGGCCCAACUCCUUUCCAGGAAUGCUACCUUUCCUUCGGUCACUUGCCUCCUUAAACAGCUCCACGCAUCACAUCAGCAUUCAAAUAAAGUUCUUCAUUGUGCCUGGUGGAAACCAGACUAACAUUCCCUUUAGUCGCGUCAACCAUAACAAAUACAUGGUGACUGACAAAGUGGCCUACAUUGGAACGUCCAACUGGGAUGGGGACUAUUUCGUGACUACAGCUGGAGUGGGUUUGGUGAUUUCCCAGCAUGCUCCUCCCUGUAUAUGGAAGAGAAAAACCGUGCAGGGCCAGCUACAGGCGGUGUUCAACAGGGACUGGUACUCUGAGUUUACAGUGAACCUCACUGACCUGGGUCACCAUGCAGACUGCCCACUGUUACCAUGAGAAAGGAUAAAUACUCUUUAUAUGUGGUCAACUACAUCUUAAUAGCAUCAAUUGAAAUUAAGUAAUCGAAGCUACGUUUGAUAUAUAAAUUCGCAACAAGAUAUCCUGUAUGAACAUGCGCUUUAAUUGUUUUGGUGUAUUUUCAUUUACUGCGUUGCCUGGAAUAAACAGUGACAUUGUGUG